Zea mays is the source of this 3519-nucleotide messenger RNA. Its product is annotated as lon protease homolog, mitochondrial-like. The record is from RefSeq and is a predicted model, not a curated record. NCBI's taxonomy places the organism in Eukaryota, Viridiplantae, Streptophyta, Magnoliopsida, Poales, Poaceae. Gene Ontology annotation, cellular component: mitochondrial matrix. Gene Ontology annotation, molecular function: single-stranded DNA binding; ATP-dependent peptidase activity; serine-type endopeptidase activity. The coding region runs from base 120 to 3107 and encodes 995 amino acids. The transcript has 20 exons. Gene Ontology annotation, biological process: mitochondrion organization; protein catabolic process; chaperone-mediated protein complex assembly.
GCAAAACCGACCAGAAGGAGGCACAAACCAAAUGUACAAUUCGCCGCGCCAGAAGGUUUCGCCUUCCUCGUCUUCUCAGUUCUCACUUCUCAGCCCCAAGGCCCAAGCACGAGCACCAAAUGCUGCGUGCCGCGAUCGUUGCAGGGUUGCCGGCACGGCUCGCCACCAAGAGGCCACAGGCGGUAACUGUGGCGGCGAGGGUUGCGCUUACGAGUACCGAGGUGAGGUCGCCACUUCUCAGGUGUGGGCGAGUCCCGGUGCCGGGGAGGAGAGUGUGCUUAUGCUCCGCUGCCGCCGACGAUAGCGGCUCGGAAGCGGAGUCCUCCGCGGCGGAGGGCGAAGAGGCUGCGCGUGGGGAGGAAGGCGAGGGGGAAAAUGUCUCUGCGAUCGUGCCCGCUGUCCUCCGCCCCGAGGAUUGCCACACGGUCAUAGCUUUGCCUUUGCUACAGCGACCACUAUUUCCAGGAUUUUACAUGCCAGUCUAUGUAAAGGACGCAAAGCUGUUGCGAACUUUAGAUGAAAAUAGCAAAAAAUCUACACCAUAUGCUGGGGCUUUUCUUGUCAAGAAUGAGGAAGAUAAUAGCAUUCAUGAAUUGAAAGGGAAAGAAUUGUUGAAUUGUCUUCAUGAUGUUGGCACGCUUGCCCAGAUAACAAGAAUUCAAGGAGAUUUGGUGGUGCUACUUGGUCACCAUCGUAUACAGAUAUCUGAGAUUGUUGUUGAUGAGCCACUUACAGUUAAAGUUGAUCAUCUCAAGGAACUGCCUUAUGAUAAGGAUGCUGUUGUCAUAAAGGCGACAUCUUUUGAAGUUAUAUCCACUUUAAAGGAUGCUCUCAGGACAAACUCCCUUUGGAAGGAUCAAGUUCAAGCCUAUACCCAGCAUAUGGGUGACUUCAACUAUCCAAGACUAGCAGAUCUUGGUGCUGCUAUUUCAGGCGCCAACAAGUUGCUUUGCCAGGAAGUUCUUGAAGAGUUAGAUGUAUGCAAACGGUUGAAGUUGACUCUUGAGUUGGUAAAGAGGGAGUUAGAGAUUAGUAAGUUGCAGGAAUCCAUAGCAAAAACAAUUGAAGAGAAAAUUACUCGAGAACAACGCCGCUACUUGUUGAAUGAGCUACUUAAAGCAAUUAAGAAGGAGCUAGGAUUGGAGACAGAUGAUAAAACAACUUUGUCAGAAAAAUUUAGGGGAAGGAUUGAAGCAAAAAAAGACAGGUGCCCCCCUCAUGUCUUACAAGUCAUGGACGAGGAGCUCACUAAGCUUCAGCUGCUAGAAGCUAGCUCCAGUGAGUUCAGUGUAACCCGCAAUUAUUUAGACUGGCUAACCGUAUUGCCCUGGGGAGAUUAUAGUGAUGAAAACUUUGAUGUGCACCACGCUCAACAUAUUCUUGAUGAAGAUCACUAUGGUCUAGCUGAUGUCAAAGAAAGAAUUUUGGAAUUCAUAGCAGUUGGAAAGUUGAGAGGAAGUUCACAAGGUAAGAUCAUAUGUCUUUCUGGGCCACCUGGAGUUGGAAAAACUAGUAUUGGACGUUCAAUUGCACGUGCACUAAACCGGAAGUUCUACAGAUUCUCUGUUGGAGGUUUGGCCGAUGUAGCAGAAAUUAAGGGUCAUAGGCGGACAUAUGUUGGGGCAAUGCCAGGGAAGAUCGUUCAGUGUUUGAGAUCAGUAGGAACAGCAAAUCCUCUAGUUUUGAUAGAUGAGAUUGACAAGCUUGGGAAAGGGCAUUCAGGUGAUCCAGCCAGUGCACUAUUGGAACUUUUUGAUCCUGAACAGAAUGCUAACUUUCUUGAUCACUAUCUAGAUGCCCCUGUUGACUUAUCCAAGGUUCUUUUUGUUUGCACUGCAAAUGUCAUUGAGAUGAUACCAAGCCCUCUACUGGACAGGAUGGAAAUCAUUGCUAUUGCCGGUUAUAUAACUGAUGAGAAGAUGCAUAUUGCUAGGAAUUAUUUAGAAAAGAAGACAAGGGAGGCCUGUGGCAUCAAGCCUGAGCAGGUUGAGGUCACAAAUGAUGCUCUUCUUGCUCUUAUUGAAAACUACUGCCGUGAAGCUGGCGUACGGAACCUUCAACAACAGAUCGAAAAAAUUUAUCGAAAUAUAGCUCUGAAACUUGUCCGUCAAGGGGUAUCAAAUGAGUCACCUCAAGAUAUCAUGGUAGUAGAAGCAGAAAAAAACCCGGUUAAUUUUGACGUUGCGACAAAAGUAGAAGAUAAGAACUCGAAGAAUUCUAUUGCAGAAGAUGCUUCAGUGGACGUGAGCCCAAUUGAUUCUUCUCUUGAUAAUAUUAAUGUGGUGCCUUUAACAACAGAGUCAGAAGUAGGCCACAAUGAGCAUUCAAAUGAAGCACCUACAAAAACUUUUGCAGAAGAGACAGCCAAACUACCUAAUACUUUUAAGACACCAGAGGCCAACAAUGAAAGCACACAUAGAAAUAUGGAAGUGCUUGUAGACAAGCCUGAGGAGAAAGUUGUUGUCAAUGCGUCUAAUCUUGGUAAUUUUGUUGGGAAGCCUGUGUUCCAAGCAGAGCGCAUAUACAAUCAGACUCCUGUCGGAGUGGUCAUGGGUUUAGCUUGGAAUGCUAUGGGUGGUUCGACCUUGUACAUUGAGACAGCAAAAGUAGAGGAAAGCAAAGGCAAGGGAACACUUUUUGUGACAGGCCAGCUUGGCGAUGUCAUGAAAGAGAGCGCCCAAAUCGCACAUACAGUUUGUAGAGCUGUAUUACUAGAGAAAGAACCAAAUAAUCCCUUUUUUGCAAAGUCAAAGCUGCAUUUGCAUGUUCCUGCUGGAGCCACACCAAAGGAUGGGCCAAGCGCUGGGUGCACCAUGGUAACAUCGAUGUUGUCCUUAGCCAUAGGGAAAUCUGUGAAGAAAGACUUGGCAAUGACUGGUGAAGUAACUCUAACAGGACGAAUUCUUCCAAUCGGUGGGGUGAAGGAGAAAACCAUCGCUGCAAGGAGAAGCGGGGUAAAGACGAUCAUAUUCCCAUCAGCAAACCGAAGGGAUUUUGAUGAGCUUGCUUCUAAUGUAAAAGAAGGUCUUGAAGUUCACUUUGUUGACAAAUACAGCGAAAUAUAUGAUUUAGUUUUUACAAGUGACACCAAGACGCAGGAAAGCUAGUGAUUAACUGCUCGAAUUCAUUUCCCAUUUCAAUUGUUGGCAACAACAUAUUCAAAGCAAUCGAGUUUCAUCAAAUAUGAUGAUAAUGGCUGGCUUUACAGAAACUUUCAAAAUUCCUCACAAGUUUUUGGGCGCACCUUACCACAUGAGAACUAAAAGCCAAUUCUUGCAAGAGCGUACUGCUAAUGCCAAGAUAGCUUGACAAGCUGCCCCCACUCCCUUCCUGUAAAUUAAUUGUUAUGUGCAAGCUCAGAAACAAUGGGAAUGCACAAGUGUAAUCAUUGUCUGACUUGUCACAUAAUUCCCUGGUGGUGUAUGCAUAUAAACCGACCAUUCCAGGUUAGAACUUGUUCGGUUAGUCUCAUUCCACAUGAAUUGGAUGGGGUUGAAAAAAAAUGUGAAGAACUUUGAC